This is a messenger RNA of Spathaspora passalidarum NRRL Y-27907, 882 nucleotides long. RefSeq lists its product as uncharacterized. The transcript has a single exon. Lineage: Eukaryota; Fungi; Ascomycota; Pichiomycetes; Serinales; Debaryomycetaceae. The coding region runs from base 1 to 882 and encodes 293 amino acids. The record is from RefSeq and is a predicted model, not a curated record.
AUGGAAGACACACAGAAGAAAACAGUGGUUGUGAUCUUGGAAGGAGACUUGCUGUCAAUUGAAUAUGAAGGUUGUGACAGCAUUGAAGUUUACAAAGUCACCAACUUGUUUCAAUACGAAUCAUAUGUCAAAUCAGUGAUAGCUAAGCGAUUAGCACAUGUGAGUGUAGUGAUACAAUUUACCACCAUAGAAAGUUUAACUAAGGUAAUGUAUUUCCUCAACCAAUUCGAUGGAAAUAGGCAAACACAGAAAGCAAAGUUUAUCAAGCAACUAGAAAAGUUUGCUCGUGAGUUACAACCAGAGACAACUGGUGACAAGGUAAGUGUUACUUUAGCUCAGGGACAAUGUGAAUUGCCUCUUUCGUUCCCAGUUACAAUCUUGUUUGAUUCAAAUCAAAUUAAAGAUAACGAAUUGUCGCCAGCUACCAUCUUUAACUUACAAUUAGCACGGUAUAUAGCUUUGAAGCACGGCGGAGACAUCAUAGCUGCCAGUAAUAUUGGCUCCAUUAUUACUGCCAAAAAUAUACCAACCAUACUAAAUUUGGAAAUUCCACCAAAACCAAUUUUUUCAGUUGGUAAUGAUACAAUUGUUAUAUAUAUUCCACAAGCAUGGGAUUCUUGGAACAAGAUUAUACUUCAAGGAAAGUCCAUUGUCCUGUCUAACAAUGACGAUGUCAUCCGUCAAGAAUCAAACCUUGCACAGUUGAAUAUGCACUAUGAUGAUUUUUUCCAUGGCAACACUUCCAACUUACUGGGAGUUUUCGCUCACUUGCAUAAUAGCACUACUAAACCCAGUACCACUGAGCCACAAGACCCUCCCAAGCAAGUGAUUUCAAUUAGUGAAUUCCUUCAAGAAAUAGUCCAACCUUCAAUAGUUGAAUAA